UCACGUGCAGCAUAGCUUCCAUGACGUCGGUCCAGUUCCCAUUUCAUUAGUUCUGUAGCUUCACACCCUUCUCUUGAUACAUUCAUCCCAUUCACCCAAUUCACCCAUCUUUAAAAUGACCAGUGCUUCUUCCCCAGAUGAGGUCCCACCCCGGACCUCCACCCCAGCCACCGCUGCCGCCGACUCCGAACCAGAACCAGAACCCCAGCCAGAACAAGAUGCUGUCCAACCCGCAACCACCUCCGCGACUGCAACCGCCCCAGCAUACUCUCCCAUCUACGCCACCGCAGAACCCAGCGACCUCCCACCUCAAACAACCGGCUCCCUGGACACCCAAGUGCCAUUGACACCCGCAGCGACCACUACCACCAUCACAACCACCGAAGACCCUCCAGCUACAUCUACAUCCCCACCACCACCCCAGCCCGGCGCCCAUCCCAUCCCUCCCCCAACUUCCACUGACCACCCAGCUCCAACAUCCACCACCACCACAACCUCGAACCCUUCUUCACCACAUCCUCCUCCUGCCCCCAAACCAGCCGACCCUCCAACCAUCACCCCAGCACCAGCACCAGCGCCCACAGCAUCUUACACCCCUACACCCACCUCCACGUCCAACCCCAACCCCAGCUACAGCUACAGCUACAGCUACCAGCCCCCCAAUCCAGCAACCCAACCCAUCCCCAACUCCACCACAACCCCCUACGGUUCCCUCUACCAGCCGCCCACGACAACUACUACGACGGCCACCACAACGGUGACUUCUGCGGGGGCGCAGCUGCCGCUGCAUUAUGAGCCGGAUGCGUCGUCGUCGGGCAGGGUGGAUCUGGGUGAAGAGGAGGAUGGGAUGUGGGGGUGGAUGAAGUGGGCGGGACGGAAGUUGGGGGAGGUGGAGGCGGAGGUGUGGAAGAAAAUCAAUGAGGUUCAUGAUAAAUGAUUGUUUUAUAUAUGAUUGUGUGGGGGUUGGUGAAGGGUGUUUUGGUGGUGGUUGUGGGUUUAAGGUAGGAAGGGAGUUGGGAAGGGUUUGUUUGGGGUGUGUAUGAUAUAUCUAUGUUUGUUGGAUGGGUGGUUGAUGGGUUGGGCGUUGGUUUAGGUAUGUUUGGUUUACUACUUGGUUGGGAUGGGGAUGGGUAUGGGUAUAGGUAUAGGUCGGGUUCUGGGCUGGAAGAGGGAUAAAAAGGUAUGGGUGCAUCUGGGCUUGUAGAGUAUCGGAAUAACUUUGUCUUGAAUGGGCUGUUAGUGUUUUAAUCAUGGGUAGACAUCAACUUGGUGAAAGUAUUGUUUAUUUCGGGCUUGCAUAUCAUACUACCUUCAGUUAGCAUAUAGUAUUACUUGGGC
Aspergillus welwitschiae is the source of this 1338-nucleotide messenger RNA. RefSeq lists its product as uncharacterized. The coding region runs from base 116 to 937 and encodes 273 amino acids. The record is from RefSeq and is a predicted model, not a curated record. NCBI's taxonomy places the organism in Eukaryota, Fungi, Ascomycota, Eurotiomycetes, Eurotiales, Aspergillaceae. The transcript has a single exon.